Rhagoletis zephyria (snowberry fruit fly) is the source of this 558-nucleotide messenger RNA. The record is from RefSeq and is a predicted model, not a curated record. NCBI's taxonomy places the organism in Eukaryota, Metazoa, Arthropoda, Insecta, Diptera, Tephritidae.
AUGACGACAAGUACCAUAAGUCCAGUCAACGCAGAAGGUAGAUCAAAUUCAGAUACUGAUUCGAGGGAAGAAGACUCCACACAGAACAAUGGGCCACAACAACAACACAAAUCAGCUGAUUCAAGCGGAAAAUCGGAAAAUCCUUCUUCUAGCCUUUCACCAACUGAACCACCGCAGCAGACUACAACAACAUCGUCCACAGCUUCAAAUGUUUCAACGAACAAUGGGCCACAACAACAACACAAAUCAGCUGAUUCAAGCGGAAAAUCGGAAAAUCCUUCUUCUAGCCUUUCACCAACUGAACCACCGCAGCAGACUACAACAACAUCGUCCACAGCUUCAAAUGUUUCAACGGUGACUGCAGAAAACAAAACCGCAAACAGAGAGACCACAGAGGCGCCCUACUCUUUUGACUUUGGAACGGACUUUAAUUUGGAGCAAAUCGAUCCGCUCCUUUCGAAUACUGAUUCAAUCAUCGAAGAGUUAUUCCGCUCAACUAGGCCAACAACCGGCAGCUCACCGAAUGAGAGCACAGUCGCUACGACAAUUGCUCCUCCG